CCGGUGUGACAGCAGUUCUACAGCACUGACGAUGCGCUGUGGUCUGAUUCGUUUGAGCCUUUUCUGAGGACCUGGCGUGGCUUCCGUCGCAACCUUUGCAUUCAGCACUCACGCGCGAAGGUCGAACGCUUGGGCUUAGCACACCUGUAACAACGAAGCGGGCGGAGCAUAUCUCAGUUCCCGGUAGAGGUUCUUCGCUCCCGAUCAAUGCACAGCAAAUACGAUCAUCCUCAAGGCUAAACGGGGGCCGCAGAAAAGAACGAUGCACUGCUUUAUCACCGCCCUUCGUACGCGUCUAUAAUUACCCUCGACCUCCUAGCCUGAGCCAAGGAUCAUCGUACCCCCCUCCCACUCAACACACCGUACACGAUGAGCAACGACGCAGGAGCCGAAGCCGGCGCGGGCAUCGGUGGACUUUGCUCUGCCGUCAUAUUCUCGAUCUUGCAGCCGUUCUGCAACACGAAGCAGUACGGGAGCGGGGGCGGGAACCACGUCGCGGGGUGCUGUGGGUCGUGCUUCAACAACUCAUUCAACGAGGACAAGUGGGACAGGCGCGCAAACGCUGUGGCGGAUGCGCCGGCAGCGGCGAGUGCGACGAAAGACGA
Mycena citricolor is the source of this 605-nucleotide messenger RNA. The record is from the annotation of a GenBank genome assembly. Lineage: Eukaryota; Fungi; Basidiomycota; Agaricomycetes; Agaricales; Mycenaceae.